GUCACGUCCUGCCAUUAAUGAACACUUGUACUUUGUAAGUCUUUGUUUUAUCAUUGAUAUUAGCUUCAUUAUGGAAAGAAGACCAUGUUUGGAUUUUUAAAAAAAGACAUUGCUUUGGGUGAAAAUCUUCUGCAUCAAUUUUACAUUAAACUUCAACUUAUCUAAACUGAAAGGAAGAACGGAUGUAAUUUUUAAAUCUGUUUAAAUGUAUUAUAAGUGAUUUAAGUGAUACAAACAAGGAAACUGGUUAUUUCGCCAUGGAAGUAGCACAAAUGGAACAAGCAAGGUUUAUUUGUCUUAUUCUUUUUCUCGGGGUUUCGUAUGGAAAACAGAAUGGCAGUUCUCUAUGUCCAACAAAAAACAACCGAGAAAAAUGUUGUUCUGGAUACAGAAUGAUAAACAAAACCUGUACAGAGUGCAUUGGCUUUUUUGGAGAAGACUGCAUGUCCCCGUGUCCAUUGAAUUUUUAUGGUGUGAACUGUGAUUCGGAAUGCAACUGCACGGAGGGGGAAAAGUGUAAUCCAUAUGUUGGAUGUCUGCAUAUCACAUCAGAUAAUAGGAAUAAUACCGGGACUGAUCUGGAUUUUCCGAUACAUAACGAGAGCUGUACACUUCUUCUGAAGCUGGUGUUAAUCCUGGGCGGAUCUCAGAUUAUUCUCCUCGUCUUCUGUUUUUCAGUGCUUUUGUUGAAGUGGCUUCCACCACAAAAUACUAAACAAAAUACAGAAAGAAGGGAAAUUAGCAGCACCACACAACAAACAGAAAUACGAACAAACCAUUCACCUGUAGCUGAGAGAAGUUGGAACAAUAUUAAUACGCGUUUGGACUCAAGGGAGACAAAUGCAAAUGACCAUCAUUACGAUAGAGUUCACUUAACAGUGGAAGAGAAAUGUGGGAUGAAAUCGAAUCAUCGAAGUCUAGAUUCGAACACUUACUUCACACUGCAGCCGAUGCGGUAGAUUUCUCUGUUUUGAGAGAUGUGCUUUCAAAGUGGAUCGUCGACUAAAGAUUUAAUUUGUGAUCCUGAAAUUACAUUUUUUU
This is a messenger RNA of Saccostrea cuccullata (small rock oyster), 1041 nucleotides long. Its product is annotated as multiple epidermal growth factor-like domains protein 11. Lineage: Eukaryota; Metazoa; Mollusca; Bivalvia; Ostreida; Ostreidae. The record is from RefSeq and is a predicted model, not a curated record. The coding region runs from base 258 to 959 and encodes 233 amino acids. The transcript has 5 exons.